UAAUUAGGUUUUAAUUUGAUCUAAUUUUAUAAACUAAUCAUAUUAAUAGUAAAUUAAGACUCUAAGUGUAUGUUGGAAUGUCACUUAACGUGUCACAUUAGCAAAUUUUGACACCAUCAACAAACAAAGUUACGGAAGGACUAACAUGACUAAUUUAAAAUCUUUAAAGAACGAAUUUGAUUAAAAAAAUCUUUCAGGGUCCAAUUUGGAGAACGAGUGAUUUUUCAGGGACUAAUUUGAUCAUUUACUCGUUAAAUUUGCUUCUUGUUUUUUGAAUUCAUUUCAUGAUUUUGGGAAGUUUAGUCAGAGUAGUAGUGGUUUUAGUAAACAGAGUUGACUUUAGUUGUUUGUGGUUUGUUCAUACUUUCUUAUCACUUGGCUUGGAUUGUGGGAGUUUUAUAGUUGUGAGUCAUGUUUAAGGGAGUGCUUUCAUAUAGAUUGAAGCCUUCUUUCACUGUAACUGAAAUAUGAAGAGUUGGUUGAUCAUGCCUUUCUCCUUAGGGAAGGUCAAAACUAGUAAAAGGAUGGCUUUGCCCCAUAGUGAGUCUGCUCAAUUAAGCUUGAGCUAGAUGAUACAAGGUUUAAAUGGUUAAUAGAUUUCAAAUGUGGGUUUACACAGAGGAAGGUGAAGAAAAAUAUUUUGUUAUAUUCAUUCAGAGAGAGGCACUAGUGUUAAUCAUGACUCAAAUUUUGGUGGUGUGUUAGUGUUUUGUUAUCUCUUGGUUUGCAUUCUAGAGUUGUUCAUUAAUGUGUCUUAUCUAAUCGAAAUGCUAAAUGGCUCGACAAUAUUGGUGGUACGAAAUGAUGUGUGAAUAAAAAGAUAAGUAAGUUGUGUUGUUUGGCCACGGAGAAUUUCUGUCAUCAGCUAAUGACUGCACUUAAUCCUGAUUGGUUGUCAUACCUCUGUACCAUAUGCAUGAAUUUAUUUUCGUGCCACUGAUCAAUGGUCCAUCUUUAAUUACUAUGCCAAAUCAUUGGGUGGCUUUUGUUCAACAACUACAGAGGCUUGCAGCAAAUUCAUUAGUUUUGAGGAACAUGAAGCAUGUUACUCCUGACUCCCUUUUACCUUUUGAUUUGAAAUCUAAUAAAGGGUUUAAACUAUUGUCUCCUGAAUUCAAAACAACACGUAAAUUGGAACUUAAUGCAGUCAUGGCAGCUGCUGCUGGAUCUGUUCAAUCCUGUAAUGACACUUGGUCUUUGCUUUGGCUUCCUAUUGAUCUUGUUCUUGAAGAUGCAAUGGAUGGAGAUAAUGUGGCAGAGACUAGUGUUGUUCAAGUUCUUUCUGGUCUGGUGAAGGCUUUAAAAGCAGUUAAUGGCACUGCAUGGCACAAGGCUUUUUUAGGAUUAUGGAUUGCAGCACUACGACUUGUUCAAAGAGUAAGUACUGAUCCUACGGAUGUUGAUAAUCUAAAAUUAGCUGGUUGGCAGGGAUUUCUUUAUGUGGUGAAAGGGAUUUGUAGAAGGAAAUACACAAACAUGAUUUUAUGAUUU
Messenger RNA from Arachis ipaensis, 1491 nucleotides. The record is from RefSeq and is a predicted model, not a curated record. NCBI's taxonomy places the organism in Eukaryota, Viridiplantae, Streptophyta, Magnoliopsida, Fabales, Fabaceae.